Molecule: messenger RNA, 1684 nt
Organism: Colletotrichum acutatum
Lineage: Eukaryota; Fungi; Ascomycota; Sordariomycetes; Glomerellales; Glomerellaceae
Product: serine/threonine-protein kinase SRPK3
Exons: 3
Coding region: 127-1518 (463 amino acids)
Biological process (GO): protein phosphorylation
Molecular function (GO): protein kinase activity; ATP binding
Source: RefSeq, a predicted model, not a curated record
CUUCCUUUCGACUAGGAGGCCCAUCGACCAAUUACUUCCAAAUCGAGACUCUGAACACUCCAAAACUUCUGCGUGACUUUAUUGCAUGUACUGUACCACAUCUCCCGAGCCACCUGAAUUUUGGCGAUGUCUUCGCCAGCAGCAACGCCUCCUCCGAAGGACCCAAACUCUGAGAGAAACUUCAGAUUCCAUCAGAGUGGUACACCAUGCGAGUGGGCAGAGUCUUACCGUCCAGGAGGAUUUCAUCCGGUCCACUUUGGCGACAUCUUCGAAGGCCGUUAUGAGAUCAUUCGUAAGCUCGGGAACGGUUCAUUUGGCACGGUUUGGCUGGCAUUCGAUUCAUCCCGUAACCGCUACGUUGCUCUGAAGAUUGAAGUAGCCAAGCGGAAGGAGCCAACUGAGGUAAAGAUAUAUCGCAUUCUUGCCAAUAAGGUAUCAAAUGACCAGGGCUCGAAGUUUGUCGUGGGUCUUUUGGACUACUUUUAUCACGACGGUCCCAACGGCAACCACCUUUGCCUCGUACUUGAACCUAUGGGUCCAAGCCUGUCUUCGGUCCUCAACGCCCCGCUCGAGAUGUAUGAUCCCCGGAACCCGCCUGUACGACGCUUUGAAAGUGAUCAAACAAAACGCAUUUUGCGGCAUGUUCUUUCUGGCCUCAACUUCCUUCACAGCAAUGGAAUUGUGCACGGCGAUCUUCAAUCAGGCAACAUCCUGUUCGCUCUACAGGAUCUCCAUCUUUUGGAUCGCCAAAUUCUCAAGCAAGAUGAAAAUGACGCCUCAAAAAUUGACAUGUUGCGUCGUCUUGAUGACAAGCCCGACAGGUGGGCCCCGAAAUAUCUGGCCGUAUCGGAUCCCCUGUCAAACUAUAUGCUCGAGGGGCAAAAUCAAGUGACAAAGCUUUCAGACCUAGGUGGAGCCUUUUGCAUUGAUGAUCCGCCGCUGUCUGUUCUGACUCCAGUCUCCCUUCGAGCACCAGAGGCGCUCCUCAACGAAGCUAUCGGAAUAGGCAUUGACAUCUGGAGUUUUGGCUGUAUCGUCUACGAGCUCGUCACAGGCGCGGCACUGUUUCAACUUCCUCCUUUCGGCCUUAGCGAUAGCGAGAAGAAAGACGAACAUCUGAUACAGCUGACCGACAUCAUUGGACCACUCCCACAGACUCUUGUAGCGAAAUGGUCUAAUGCAGCAAAAUACUAUGAUCGUAGCGGAGAAAGACUCGAUACGGUCCCAACGGAUAUCAUAGACGAAGUCACUGAAGACAGCAAUCCCGAUUGUCGUUUGGAAGAUGACAGCUCUGAUGAACUCGAAGAUAUGGACAGAUCGGGACUCGACUUAGCUGAGCGCGGACCACCACAAGUCCAAAAAUCCCUAGAAAAGCUGGUGAAGACCCUUAAGGCACCUGAUCUUGGUGAUGAGGAAGAAGAACAGCUCAUAUUAUUGCUGAGGGCCACUUUCCAUUACGAUCCUUUGCAACGCCCAUCCGCAGCGGCAUUGCUCGAUUUUCCUUGGCUAAAUACUUGAGGUAAACCAUGAAUAUGCAACGAAGUCAUAGUCAGUAGAUCUAUCCUCAACAUUUAAUGCUACGAGAGUGCGGCUGUUCAUGUUCCCCACAUCAGAGACAGAGGCUCGAUGAAUUCAUGGCUUUGUUGAGGAUUUGAGAAAGAAUUACCAAUUUAUUCUGUUUUUG